AUGGAUUUAGUUAAUAUUCAACCAGACCAUUCACAAUUUUUAAGUAGUAAACAAUCUUCAUUAUUUGAUCAUAUAACUUCAAUUAAUAAUAAUAAUAAUAAUAAUAUUAAUACUGGCACUCCCAAUAAUUUAAUUCAUAAAAAAAAAUUAAAAUCAACUCAAACUAAUAUUAGAAGUUAUGAUAUUAAUAAUUAUUUAAAAAAGGACGAUGAUGGUGAUGAUGAUAUCAACAGUUAUUUAAAAGAGGACGAUGAUGAUGAUAUAAGUGAUAUUAGUGAAAUUUCAGAUUACGAAGAAGAUGAUGACGAUGACGAUGACGAUGACGAUGAAGAAAACGAAGAAGAAGACGAAGAAGAAGACGAAGAAGAAGACGAUGAAGCAGAAGAUGAUGAAGCAGAAGAUGAUGAAGCACAAAAAGAAGCAGAAAAAGAAGAAGAAGAAGUUGGAAAACAUAAAUUCUCAAGUGGAAAGUUCUAUAUUGGAAGCUCUCCAUCAUCAACAAGUAAAACACAGUUACCUCAAACUUUACAACAGGAUGAUUAUCAACAACUACAUCAAUAUACUAAACAUCGACAAGAUUCAUUAUUUAGUAAUACACAACUCAUAAAUUUAUUAUCAACUAAUCAAGAGGAAAACAUUAAUGAAUGCAAAUCAACUGACGUUUCAGAAGAUGAAUUAGAGGAAGAAGAAGAAGAAAAAGAAGAAAAAGAAGAAGAAGAAGAAGUCAAUGAUAGUGAAUGGCUAAGUAUAUCAGAAUCCGAAUCCUCAACAUCAUCUACUAUUUCCAAAUUUUCAAUCAAAUCUCCUAAAUCAUUAAAUGAACAAUCACAUUCUUCAAAUCCGAAUUUAAUCACUAAGAUAAAUCCAUUGUCAUCGGCCUCUUCGUCAUCGAAACCUAGUUUAUUAAGUUCUUUAAUUAGAGAUCCUCCAUCAAUUAGACCUCCCCCAUUACAAAGAUCAUCUACUGAUAAUCAAGCUACAUCAAAAUUAUACAAUAAUCAUAGUAAUCCUAGACAACAAUUAUUAUUCACUAAAAAAUUUCCAUCAGUAACUGAUCUAUCAUUGUUAGAUAAUAACGUAAAAUUUAAAAGUUCAUCAUCAAACCUAAGUCUAUCCAAUAAAUUGCAUUCUAAUGAAAUUAAACGACCUAAUUUAGUCAAACAAAAAAGUGUCGUGGGAAUUUCUGAUAUAAAUAUAUCUAAAGUACCAACAAGUGCAAAGAUUCAAAAUGAAGAGCAUGAAUUAUUAAGUUCAAGUUUAAAUAAAUACUCAAAAUCUUUAUCAAAUCAUUCACUAAGAAAUUUACUUAGUAAAAGUUCAAUUAAUCUUUCAAAAAUUUAUAAUUCAAGUAAAAAUAAAUUAAAAAAAGAACAGAAUUCAACUCCAAAAGAAAGAACAGAAGAAUCAAAACAAUUACCUAUUUCACCUCCAUUAAGUGAAUCAAAAACCGAUUUAAAACAACAGCAGAAAUCCUCAAGUUCAUUAAGUUCAUCCUCAUCACCAUCAAUUAAGAUAAUCAAUAAUAUUCCCAAUUGUACAUCACCACCAUUAAUCAACACUACACCUAAAAAACUAUCAAGAGUAACAAAUUCUUAUUUAACAUUAAAUGAGAGUUUAUUAAAUGAAAAUUUAUCACAAUCAUUAAAAGAAUCAAUUUUGAUUGAUAAUAAAUUGGGGAAAGUUGCCUUACCAGAACAUGUAAUAAAUGUGAAUGAAAUAUAUUUGAAAAGACAAGAUGGGCUUAGGGAUAUUGAUGAUUUUGAUGAUUAUCAUGCGAAAGGAUGGUAG
This is a messenger RNA of Insectozyma verbasci, 1788 nucleotides long. The record is from the annotation of a GenBank genome assembly. Lineage: Eukaryota; Fungi; Ascomycota; Pichiomycetes; Serinales; Debaryomycetaceae.